AUGCAAGCUUCAAGAACCCAAUUACACGCGCACAAAUAUGAUGCCAUGACAAACGUAGAGCCACUAUCUAAUGACGGUUCUAAAACAGACAAGAAUACUGCAGAUUUAGAAAAACAAGGAAGAAUUUCACUUGCUCCUCAUGUACAAAAUGGAGGUAAUUUGGAGAACAGUAAUACAAUUCCUCUCUCUGCACGAACUCCAAAGAGUUCCAAAUAUGAAAAAAACUUUGGAAAUGAAGUGGCUGAAAUGAUUUUCUCUCGAAAACGAGCACCACCGCGAAAAGGCUCAUUUGCAAGUUCCCUUCUUCGCAGUUCACCACCACAACAACAAGAAACUGAAGCCAGUCCACGACGAAUUUCAUGUGUCACAACACCAAUAGUUCAAGAAAUCCUCUUCUUUCCAAUGUUACGGAUCCAACGAGUCCAAAGUCUGGUUCAAUCAAACACAGAAAGUCCAAGAAGGCUCUUUUCACCAAGUCCCAUUCAACAAGUCUUUGCAACGACACUUAAUGGUCCUAAUACUCCAGCUGCCACAUAUAGCUCUGGUGAUGAUGGUGAUUCUGAAGUUGAAGAUAGUUUGGCAUCUCUAAUUGAAAUAAUGAAAUUAUGCCAAUCUGCUUAUGACAGCGCUGAAAUUGUAUUUAGUGUUUACUUUGAUGAUGCACAAUCAUUCUUUGAAACUCGAGAACAACAAGAAGAAUUUAUGGAUCAAUUUGAAGGUGGUACUUUAAAUGUUUGGAUUUCUCAAAUUGUGCCAAAUAUAUGGAUCACACUGUAUUUACUCGAGUGUUACAACAAUUGA
Molecule: messenger RNA, 801 nt
Organism: Naegleria lovaniensis
Lineage: Eukaryota; Heterolobosea; Eutetramitea; Acrasida; Naegleriidae
Exons: 2
Coding region: 1-801 (266 amino acids)
Source: RefSeq, a predicted model, not a curated record